Empidonax traillii (willow flycatcher) is the source of this 1876-nucleotide messenger RNA. It is a transcript of the gene ADPRM, whose product is annotated as ADP-ribose/CDP-alcohol diphosphatase, manganese dependent. The record is from RefSeq and is a predicted model, not a curated record. Lineage: Eukaryota; Metazoa; Chordata; Aves; Passeriformes; Tyrannidae. Gene Ontology annotation, molecular function: CDP-glycerol diphosphatase activity; 2',3'-cyclic-nucleotide 2'-phosphodiesterase activity; manganese ion binding. The coding region runs from base 44 to 1000 and encodes 318 amino acids. The transcript is spliced from 3 exons.
UCGCGCCGCCCGCGCCGCCCCUUCCGCCCCGCCCGCGGCCGCCAUGGAGGCGGCGCCGCGCGUCGCCUUCGGGGUCAUCGCCGACAUCCAGUUCGCGGACGCCGAGGACGGGCACGACUUCGGCGGCUGCCGGCGGCGCUACUACCGGCACAGCCUGCGCCUGCUGCGGGACGCGGUGCGGGCCUGGGCCGCCGAGAGCCCGCCGAUCGACUUCGUGCUGCAGCUGGGUGACAGCAUCGACGGGCUGAACGCCCGGCGCGGCGAGGCCGAGGGCGCCCUGCGGCAGGUGCUGGAGGCCCUGGGGCGGCUGCCGGUGCCGGUGCACCACGCGUGGGGCAACCACGAGCUGUACAACUUCAGCCGGGCCCGGCUGGCGCAGAGCGGGCUGUGCAGCCGCCCCGCGGGGGGCGCGGCCGGGCCCCCGGACGGGCUGUGCCAGGCCUAUCACUGCAGCCCCGCCGCGCGGCUCCGCCUCGUCGUGCUCGACGCCUACGACCUGAGCAUCCUGGGCAGGGACCCCGACAGCCCCCGCUACCAGGAGUCCCUGCGGCUGCUGCGGGACAAGAACCCCAACGAGGACCUCAACAGCCCCGCAGGGCUCAAAGAACCUCAGUUUGUAGCAUUUAAUGGAGGAUUUAGCCAAGCCCAGCUGGACUGGUUCGAUGAAGUCCUCAAGUUCUCUGAUGAAAACCAAGAAAAAGUUGUAGUUAUGGGCCACCUGCCCAUUCACCCCGAUGCUUCGGACAGGGUGUGCCUGGCCUGGAAUUACGAAGCUGCCCUGUCUGUCAUCCACUCCCACCGAUGCGUGGUCUGUGUCCUCGCGGGGCACCUGCACGAUGGGGGGUACUGCCAGGACUCCCAUGGAGUUCAUCACCUCACCUUGGAGGGGGUGAUCGAAACGCCCCCAGAAAGCAACGCUUUUGGGACUAUUUAUGUCUAUGAAGAUAAAAUGGUACUAAAGGGAAGGGGCAGAAUUGCAGACAGAGUUAUGCAGUUCUGAAAUGCCAGGUAAAAUACAGAUUGCUCUUCAGGAAGGACUUGGGAUAAAAAUGUAAGGGAUUCAGCUCACUGGUUGUAGAAAGGCGCAUGGCUGAUCCUUAUUGCUUUAGCUUAGGCAGGCAUUUUUCUCUUGGAUACAGGAUUUUAGAAAUUACGUUUCUGUAAGGAAAGCCUGAUUUCCUUGUGGAAAAUGGAGAAGGCCAGUAACUGAAAUACUUAAAUGCAGAAUGUUGACUUGAAACACCCAAUCCGGACUGGAUUGUUAUUGUGAAGAGAUGCAAACCAUAUUAUGAAUAUUGUCAAAAAAACACCCCUUGUUAUCCUCUCAGUGAGCAUUAAAGCAUGCAGAGUUGUACCUGCCUAGCCGCAUUUCAACAUACUUAUUUUCUGUGAACAUCAUAGGCAAUAAUGUCUCAUGUCUGGCAGAAUACACCCACCCUGUAGCCUAAUGCAGCCUUCCAACACUGCUUUAAAAGACUAAAGUAAUCUCCAGAAAAGAUUAAGCCUAAAGAGAAUGGAGACCAUCCGUGUUACAGCAGGGAAUGGUGCAGAUACACAGGCAGGGACCCCUGUGUGCACAGCUGUGACCUCCUGCAGCUGUGCUGAGUGGAAGAGCCCUGACACGGGUCUAAAGGGGUUGCUGUGCUGCACCUGGAGCUGUGCUGGCUCUGUCCCACCCAGCUCAUGUGUCCAGUGUAUCCACCUGUGCUUCCUUCUCCAGGAUGAGCAGUGGGACAUGCUUACUGCUGCUGGGCUGCUGCUUGGGUCCUGCUUUCCAGGGAAAAGCCAGUGAGCAGCAAAGUUGUGACAGUGCCCACAUCUGCUGGUGGCAGGCUCAGGUACGCAUCUCCCAAAAAAUAAAAGAUACGGAGGCUUU